This is a messenger RNA of Aureobasidium melanogenum CBS 110374, 1008 nucleotides long. RefSeq lists its product as uncharacterized. The transcript has 2 exons. NCBI's taxonomy places the organism in Eukaryota, Fungi, Ascomycota, Dothideomycetes, Dothideales, Saccotheciaceae. The record is from RefSeq and is a predicted model, not a curated record. Bases 1 to 1008 code for a protein of 335 amino acids.
AUGUUCGGUUUCGUAGCUGACAUACUCACCUCGGUGACGUCGAUCCUCUUCCCCAUCUUCGCAUCGUACAAGGCGCUGCGCAGCUCGGACCCGGCCCAGCUAGCACCAUGGCUCAUGUACUGGACCACCCUCUCACUCGCCCUCGCUGCUGAAUCUUUCCUCUACCCCAUCCUCAGCUGGGUCCCCUUCUACUCCUGGAUUCGUCUCGGCGCUCACCUCUACCUCGUGCUGCCUGGCCAGCAAGGUAGCGUCUUUGUCUACCAAAACUACAUCCAUCCCUUCCUUUACGAACACGAGCGCGAAAUCGACCGCUUCAUCACAAACAGCCAUGAAAAAGCAAAGGCAGCGGGCUUGCAAUAUCUCAAGCAGGGCAUCGAGUGGGUCAAGGUUAACCUCCUCGGUAUGCAACCUCGUCGUCCUACUCCUCCCGCUAGCAGACAGGUCAGCUACAGCCAAGCUCUAUACAACCGCUUCGUUAUGCCUUCUGCUCGUCCCGAAGGAUACAGCGGGCCCGGAGCUUCGCAAUCUGCUCCUGGUGCCAACGACUUGUUCUCCAUGCUCGGCAAUGUAGUGGCUCAAGCUGCAGGACCCGGCGGUGCCAGUCGUUCUCGUGAUGCGCAAGCUGAAGACCUUAGUGCAAGCGGCAGCCUCGUGCCUCCGCACAUGUCAGGCGAAGAACGCAGUGCCUACAUCUCCACGCAAAAGGACCGUCUACGCACUCUUCUCCAGGCCUUUGACAAUGAAGCCUCUCGCGAGCAUACCCCACCCUAUCCUACCAACGACGGGCCUGGCCCAAACCUUCAGGACUACUUGAAACCCGCUGCUGAAGGCUUGCUGAACAGAAGUAGAAGCGAGACCGAGUUCGAGGAUCUAGGUUACGAGCAUGUACCUACAGGAAGCAACAAGCCCAGCCCCAGACUCUCUGACAGAAGCGGUAGCUGGAGCAAAUGGGUUUGGGGUAACUACGGCGAGAAGGAUUCUGCUGCCGGACAGAAGAAGAAUGACUAA